GUCGCGUGUGUCCGAUUCUUUACAUGACCGUACACCGUAGGCCUAUGAGUGGAGUCGCUACGAACUACUAACUUUGAAUAGUCGGCCGUCAGACGCUCCACACUAAAAACACGAACGCUCUGUGUCAUAUAUUCUCACUUUAAAAAAAAAAGAUGGCGAAUAAAAAGUUUCUUCUGUCAUGGAUUGUUGUGAUUGCGGUGGCUCUCCUCUCGGUAUGCGAUGCGGCUGAGAAUCGUCGGUGUUACUGGUGUGGUCCGCUAGCAGAACAGGUGCAUCGCAGCCAGCGCGCGCUGCCGUGCAGUGGACAAAUGCAGGUCACCGUCUGCGAUCCUGGAUACCAGUAUUGCGCUGUUGUCGCCACCUCACCGCCAUACAAGGAAUCAAGAUACUGCGUCAAGUUAUACCAAGACGAAUGUUAUGCGCUCUACUGCAACUCUUCUAAAACAUGGCGGAUGACUUGCCCGUGUCGCGGAGAUCUCUGCAAUGGACCUAACACCGAACGCGAACUGGAAGCAUUCGCGGGACUCGCCAAGAUCGUAUCUAAGACACACAACGCCAGACUUAGAAGAGCACUAGUGACUACUGGACGAUUCAUAAGCUUGAACCCUCGAAGAAAUCGAAUAGACAACGCGACUUCCGAACCUAUUGAAGACAUUGAAAAUGAUAUCAAUGCAACUGGCGUAAAUGUUGAUCUCGAUAAUGAAACUCACGACGAGAAUGACGCUAGCAUUGUAACAGAAGCAAAAAGCGAAGAACAAGUCGUUGAAACCACUCAAGGAAGUGUUGAACAACAAAAUAGUGAAGCUUCGAAAGGUCCCAGUGAGAUGAUGGUUGAACCUACAAACAUGAACAGUCAGAUGAACGAUUCCGUCAUACAAGUUGAUAUCCCAAGUGAAAGUAUGGAAACUAGUAAUCUCAAAACAGAAAUUAUUUUAUUAAAUAACGAAACUGAUAAGGAUGUUGCGAAACCAAACGAAAAUGUCCCAGAAGUUCAAACUACUCCUGAAGUUAUAACACAGACAACUGUAGAAACAACGGUUAUGGCAGAAACUAAAGCUAUGACAGAACCUACGCCAGAAGUAGUGAAAACUGCACCGACCGAAGCUAAAGUGAAUAAUGUGAAGCCAAGUGAACAGUUGCCUACUGCAGAAGCUUUCCAAUUCACUGACCCACCUACAAUGAAAACUACUGAAAGUGUUAUGAUUACAAGCACAACUGCAACUACAAUACCACCAAAGAAUAACACCGCUACCCGCUUCGAUGCCCACAUACUAACACUAGCUGUCGGGAUUGUUUUAAAUUAUAAUCUUUAAGCAUUCAAUGUCAUAUUUCUAGUUUUAGAACAAUUCAUUGUCAAAAGUUGAUCUCUGUAAGUGAAGCUUUAAUUGUUAGAAAUUUAAUGUAGUAUAGUAGCGCUCAUUCCAUGUGAUAUUAGCAUAGACAAAUUGUAAAUAUUUUCAGCAAUAUUUUUAGACAUUAUGUAGAUGUGAUUGGCAUUGGCACGAAAUAAACACGCACAAAAAAUU
Messenger RNA from Spodoptera frugiperda (fall armyworm), 1526 nucleotides. RefSeq lists its product as uncharacterized. Lineage: Eukaryota; Metazoa; Arthropoda; Insecta; Lepidoptera; Noctuidae. The record is from RefSeq and is a predicted model, not a curated record. Bases 153 to 1313 code for a protein of 386 amino acids. The transcript is spliced from 4 exons.